CCUCAUUCUCAGUCGUUCGCCCAUCAGGUUUAUACUCCGGCUCCGUGGCCAUCUGCCUCCCUCACGACCUCCUCGUUCCAGGUUUUCCUCUCGACUGCUGCGCCCUUGCACUUCGCCUUGCAUCAGUGAAACCCCCUGCAACGUGACGGCUCAAAGACAUCCUCGUUUGGCCGCUGGAGACCGGAGCGUGCGCUUCGUUUCGUCUUCUUCGAACCGAUCUCAAUUUCCCCGCUCGGGUUGACGCCGUCAGCACCCUGCUCGUUGCCUAACGGCUUGUUAUUCAAGACCCCUUUUCUGCCGCUUCCGCGACCGAUUUAUUCGUCGCCUUCCAACUCUUGUACAAUCGGGGGGAAAGAAAGCAGACGGAGUUCGAUCUGGAGGAAUUAUAGCUGAGUCUUGCCCGCAAGACUCGCCGCAACCAUGAAUCAAACACUUCCCACGUGGAAGGACCGCACGCAGAACCAGUUUGGAAAGCUUCAGAUCCAGGUUCCAUGGCGGUCCAUCCAACUGCUCGUCCCGCAUCGCAUGCGGCGGAAGUUAAGGUCCAAAUUGCGCAGUAGAGCGUCUCCUACCUCGUCAAUAGCCUCUUUACAGACGUCGUUAUCGCCUGCAGACACACUACGAUCGCUCCAAAGCCACCGAUGGACGGUUUACGACUUCCAAUAUCUGCUUCUGUUGAUCGUGGGCAUCUUCUCUUUGACCGUUAUCGAGUCGCCCGGGCCUUUGGGCAAAACGGCCAUUUUCUCCAUGCUCCUAUUCUCUCUCCUGAUCCCUAUGACCCGCCAGUUCUUCCUCCCGUUUCUGCCGAUUGCCGGAUGGCUUCUGUUUUUCUACGCCUGCCAGUUCAUCCCAAGCGAUUGGCGCCCUGCGAUUUGGGUUCGUGUCUUGCCUGCACUGGAGAAUAUUCUCUACGGCGCAAACAUCAGCAACAUCCUAUCCGCUCACCAGAACGUUGUGCUUGACGUGCUGGCGUGGCUACCCUACGGUAUCUGCCACUAUGGCGCUCCGUUUGUGUGCUCGUUGAUCAUGUUCAUCUUCGGUCCGCCCGGCACUGUUCCCCUUUUCGCGCGCACUUUCGGCUAUAUCAGUAUGACUGCGGUUACUAUUCAGCUGUUUUUCCCUUGCUCUCCACCUUGGUAUGAGAAUCGCUAUGGUCUAGCUCCGGCAGACUACUCCAUCCAAGGUGAUCCCGCAGGGCUUGCCCGCAUUGACAAGCUUUUCGGCAUCGACCUUUACACGUCUGGUUUCCAUCAGUCGCCUGUUGUGUUCGGCGCUUUUCCGUCGCUGCAUGCUGCCGACUCAACCCUGGCCGCACUUUUCAUGAGUCAUGUUUUCCCCCGCAUGAAGCCCGUCUUCGUGACCUAUACUCUAUGGAUGUGGUGGGCAACAAUGUACCUCUCACAUCACUAUGCGGUCGAUUUGGUUGCGGGUGGUCUCCUGGCCGCCAUUGCUUUCUACUUCGCCAAGACCCGAUUCCUUCCCCGUGUCCAGCUCGACAAGACCUUCCGUUGGGACUACGACUAUGUGGAAUUCGGCGAGUCUGCCCUGGAGUAUGGGUAUGGUGCAGCUGGCUAUGAUGGAGACUUCAAUCUCGACAGCGAUGAAUGGACUGUUGGUUCUUCAUCCUCCGUCUCCUCAGGCUCCUUGAGUCCCGUUGACGAUCAUUACUCAUGGGAAACCGAGGCACUGACCUCCCCACAUACUGAUAUUGAGUCCGGCAGGCAUACUUUCAGCCCUUGAGUAGCCACAAACCAAACUCGAUACCUGCAUAUAGCGAUCUCGCUCCUCCUCCACUGCAUCUAUUUACGAGACGGCGUUAGAACAUUUCACGACAUUCUGGCUUUAUUGCAUCGAGCACAUUUCGACACAUAUAUCUUUAAUACCCUUUCUUCGGUGUCCCAGAUCAUCGGUUCGACCUUAAUGUACCUCGGUCCGAAUCCGCCUGGGAUACUGUUUCUCUUUCCGCCGCACUUCACUGUACAUUGCUUGACAUUGCGAAACCGGGUUGGGCUCGAACGUGGGAUGGGUUAUCGCUCAUCGCUACACGCCGUUGCUCCAUCAUAAUGUUAAUGGACACAAUGG
Messenger RNA from Aspergillus nidulans FGSC A4, 2082 nucleotides. RefSeq names its product inositol phosphorylceramide synthase aurA. The transcript has 2 exons. The record is from RefSeq and is a predicted model, not a curated record. NCBI's taxonomy places the organism in Eukaryota, Fungi, Ascomycota, Eurotiomycetes, Eurotiales, Aspergillaceae. Bases 421 to 1740 code for a protein of 439 amino acids. Gene Ontology annotation, cellular component: membrane.